AUGGAGUCCCGCCGGGCACUGGACAACCUCUUUAGCUGCUUCUAUGCGCUGGGCAUGCAGGCGCCCGAGGACAGUCGUCCCGCCAGGAGCCUGCUCUGGGGGCGCAUCUAUCGCUGCUAUGGGGCUGUCAUGUACGUGUGGCAGCUGCUGGCGGUGCCCGCGUGCUUUGUGAUCAGCUACCGGUAUAUGGGCGGCAUGGAGAUCACUCAAGUGCUGACCUCGCUGCAGGUGGCCAUCGAUGCAGUCAUUCUGCCCGCCAAGAUCGUGGCUCUAGUCGGCAGUCUGCCCCUGCUGCGGUGUGCCGAGAUUCACAUGGCCGAGCUGGAUGGUCGCUGCACGGAGCCGGAGGAGUUCCAUCGCAUCGGGGAGGCGGUGCGCUUCUGCAAUCGUCUGGUGUGGUUCUACCAGAUCGCCUAUGCCAUCUAUUCCGCCUCGACAUUUGUGUGUGCCUUCCUGCUGGAGCAGCCGCCCUAUGCCCUCUACCUGCCCGGCCUCGACUGGCAGCAGUCGUGGCGGCAGUUCUGCAUCCAGGCCUGGAUUGAGUUCCUCAUCAUGAGCUGGACGUGUCUGCACCAGGCCAGCGACGAUGUCUACGCCGUCAUCUAUCUGUAUGUGGUGCGGCUGCAUGUCCAGCUGCUGGCAGGGCGCGUGCGCCGCCUGGGCCAUGACCUGCGCGCCGAUGAACUCUGCCAGAGCCCCGAGCGGCAGGCGGAACAGUGCGAGGAGCUGCAGCGGUGCAUUGUGGACCACCAGACGGUGCUGAAGCUGCUCGGCUGCGUCGCACCGGUCAUAUCGCGCACCAUCUUUGUGCAGUUCCUAAUCACCGCCGCCAUCAUGGGCACCACCAUGAUCAACAUCUUCAUCUUUGCCAACACCAACACGAAGAUUGCGUCCAUCAUUUACCUGCUGGCCGUCACCCUGCAGACGGCGCCGUGCUGCUACCAGGCCACCUCGCUAAACCUGGACAACGAGCAGCUCUCCCUGGCGAUCUUCCAGUGCCAGUGGCUGGGCCAAAGUGUCCGUUUCCGCAAGUUGUUGCUCUUCUAUCUGCACCGAGCUCAGCAGCCCAUCGCCCUAACCGCCAUGAAGAUAUUUCCCAUCAAUCUGGCCACCUACUUGGGUAUUGCCAAAUUCUCCUUCUCGCUGUACACCCUCAUCAAGGGCAUGAAUCUGGGUGAACGCUUCAUCAAGGCCAAAUGAGGCUGAACGAUCCGCCGAUGCUUCACGCUUGAAAGUUUUUCAAUUGCAAGUGAAAUCGAUGUGAUCCUGCGCC
Drosophila subobscura is the source of this 1273-nucleotide messenger RNA. RefSeq names its product odorant receptor 7a (gene Or7a). The transcript is spliced from 2 exons. Gene Ontology annotation, molecular function: olfactory receptor activity; odorant binding. NCBI's taxonomy places the organism in Eukaryota, Metazoa, Arthropoda, Insecta, Diptera, Drosophilidae. Gene Ontology annotation, cellular component: plasma membrane. The record is from RefSeq and is a predicted model, not a curated record. Gene Ontology annotation, biological process: sensory perception of smell; detection of chemical stimulus involved in sensory perception of smell. The coding region runs from base 1 to 1200 and encodes 399 amino acids.